CCACAUCCGGUUUUGUUUUGAAGGCGUGAAAGGAACCUCUUUUUGCGCUCUUGUCUCGUAAGGGAGAGCUUGAUGGCGUUUCCCCCUCAGUUCGGUCCAGUUCUGAGAAGACAAAGUCGAGCGAGGAGGACGUCGAUGCGCAAAGGUGCUCGUCCGCGAUGACGCUGCGCUGAAAAGUGCUCCGAAGCGAGGCCACUUCACCCCGAAGAAUUCAUAUUUUCCCAAAGCGGCCCAUUGGAGGAGAAGAUGAUGUCUGACGCCAGCGAGAUGUUGGCGGCCGCCUUGGAGCAAAUGGAUGGGAUUAUUGCAGGCUCCAAGGCCAUGGACUACUCCAACGGGCUGUUUGACUGCCAGUCGCCCUCGUCGCCGUUCCUGGGCGGCCUGCGGGUGCUGCACUUGCUGGAGGACCUGCGGGCGGCGCUGGAGCUCAUGGAUAACCAAGAGCGAGACAACCUGCGCUGCCAGAUCCCCGACUCCACCGCCGAGGGUCUGGCGGAGUGGCUGCGGGGCCGAAUGGUAAGCGCCGGCCGGCCGGGAGAAUCUGUCCAAACAAAGCUGACAGACCCAUUGCAGACAAACGGCCACGGUGUCGAGAACGUCCACCAAGAGCGUCUGGCUCGCCUGGAGAGCGACAAAGAGUGCCUCAUCCUCCAGGUCAGCGUCCUCACAGACCAGGUGGAGGUGCAAGGGGAGAAGAUCCGCGACCUGGACAGCUGCCUGGAGCGCCACCGGGAGAAGCUCUGCGCCACCGAGGAACUGCUGCAGAAGGAACUCCUGACUCGCUCGGCGCUGGAGACCCAGAAGCUGGAGCUGGUGACGGAGCUUUCGGCCGUCAAGCUGCAGCUGAGCGCGUUGGAGAGGGACCGCGCAGAUCACCAGGAAGUGGGCCACUUGCGUCUCCGUGUGGCCGACUUGGAGAGUGAGCGUCUGCAGUGUGACCGGAAAAGCAAAGCUUGCAAAGAAGAGCUGCGGCUGCUGCAACGUGAGCUGGAGGAGCGAGAGGCGCAAUUGAGGAACUUGAAGGAGGAGAGCGGAGCCGAGGGGCUGCCGAGGGAUGCCGAAAUGGCCGAGAUGAAGACGCUGUUGGACUCGCUGGUGUCGGCCAAUGACGAGAAGGAGCGAAGGAUCAAAGAGUUGGAGAGCACCCGAGUUCUGGAGAACGUCCAAGAGAGGCCGAAGGAAGCCGACUACGCCGACAUCGCAGAUGACGGCUCGCUUCCCGCCCAGGCCGGGCCGGCAUCGGAGGGCGAGGCGGGAAGGAUCUCGGCGCAGUCUCGUCCCCUGCCGGAUUUGCGUGCGGCGUCUCCAGGCAACACGGAAGAGCAGGCCAAAAGCAAGUGUGGCACUAUGGCCGAGCGAGACGCGUUCGGCGCCAAGCGGGUCCGGGCCUCCCUCGGUCGGGGCUUCUUCAAACUGCGGGGAGGCAAAUAUGCCAGCGGCGCAGCCGAGACUGAGCGCAAAGUCCCAGAGCACCUAGACUUGGCCUCCUCCGCUCUGACCUCGUCACCUGAGAGCAAGAAGAAGUCCAAAGGCUUGAGGAAGUUCUUGGGCAGGUUGAAGAGGAGCCACUCCACGUCGUUGAACGCGGACGACGAGGCCGACUUCCGGCGCGGGGGCGUCCGGGCCACGGCGGGGCCUCGCCUGGGCGGCUCGCCCUCUCCGACGGAGGCCCCCUUCGCGCGCUGGACCCGAGAGGACGUGUGCGAGUGGCUCCACCAGCAGGGCCUGGGCUUGUACGCCGCCACGGCUCACGACUGGAUCCGUUCGGGACAGAGCCUGCUGCAGGCGUCCCAGCAAGACCUGGAGAAGGAGCUGGGCAUGAAGCACCCUCUGCACAGGAAGAAGCUGCAGCUGGCCCUCCAGGCUCUGGUGUCGCACGACGACCUCCUCCAAGGCGACCUGGACCACCACUGGGUGACGCGCUGGCUGGACGACGUGGGCCUGCCGCAGUACAAGACUCACUUUGAGGAGGCCCGAGUGGACGCCCGCAUGCUGCACUACAUGACUGUGGAGGAUCUCCUGUCGCUGAAGGUGGGCAGCGUGCUUCACCACCUCAGCAUCAAACGGGCCGUGCAGGUCCUGCGCUUCAACUCCUUCCAGGCCGACCGUCUGCGCCGCCGGCCCGCCCAAGAGGUAAAAGGAGCCAGGGCUCGCUCGGCGCCAAUGUCACUGUCGCGCUCUGUCCGUCCGCAGACGUGCACGCGACCGCUCGACGUGAUCCAGUGGAGCAACCACCGCGUGAUGGAGUGGCUGCGCUCGGUGGACUUGGCCGAGUACGCGCCCAACCUCCGAGGCAGCGGCGUGCACGGCGGUCUCAUGGUUCUGGAGCCGCGCUUCACCGUGGACGCCUUGGCUCUGCUGCUCAACAUCCCGCCGGGAAAAACGCUGCUGCGGCGCCACCUGGCGACGCACUUCCACCUGCUGGUGGGAUCCGACGCGCAGAGGCUCAAGCAGGAGUGUCUGGAAAACCCCGACUACGUGGUGCUCACUGCCGCCGCCAAGGUCAAGCCGAGACGUCUGUCGUUCGGCAGCUUCGGAACGCUCCGGAAGAAGCGUUACGACGACUGCGGCGAGUACGUGUGCCCCAUGGACGUGGACAUGGACAUUGGCGUGGGGCUCCACAGGGACCCAGAGGACCACCUGGAGCAGCUACAACAGAUGGACGACUCCGAGGGCGCCGUGAGGCAGAUCGGCGCUUUUUCCGAGGGACUCAAUCAUCUGACGAGCAUGCUGGAGGACGAGGAGGUUUUCGGGGAGAUCUCAGCAAGCCCGCCAGAAGGCGACCCAUGCGAUGAAGACGCCACAAGACUCGUCAAGUAACGCUACCGUGUGUGUGACUCUUUGCGUGUUAGCUAAACAAGGAGUUGUUUUGGGACAAGACCUACGUACUGCAUACAAUUCAAUUAUGUUUCUUUUUUUGCAAUAAAUAAAUCGAAAA
This is a messenger RNA of Syngnathus acus (greater pipefish), 2938 nucleotides long. RefSeq names its product liprin-beta-1-like. The record is from RefSeq and is a predicted model, not a curated record. NCBI's taxonomy places the organism in Eukaryota, Metazoa, Chordata, Actinopteri, Syngnathiformes, Syngnathidae. The transcript has 20 exons. Gene Ontology annotation, biological process: neuromuscular junction development. Gene Ontology annotation, cellular component: presynaptic active zone. The coding region runs from base 247 to 2820 and encodes 857 amino acids. Gene Ontology annotation, molecular function: protein binding.